AUGGCCGAACCAUUGAUCGUUCCAACACAAAAGUCGGCGACAAGGAAGAGGCGAGAGGCAAAGGGCAAGGAACGAGAGCGUGCGCGCGAACAGGUCGCUGCGGCUUCGGGCUCGGCACCCGGCCCCUCCAAGCCAAAGCCAAAACCAGAGCCGACAGAGAGUUGGGACUGCAUUCCCAUCGCGCGCAGCGAGGUGUCAUCUGUGCCCCCCGUGUGGUCCAAGGAUGGACGGUUCUACUUCACCGCUGCCGGGACGUCGGUGUUCGUACACUCUUCGGCUGGGCCCGACUUUGAGAGGCUCUCGACAUUGUCGUCAACCGACCCAAACGGGCAUCGCAAGGCGAUUAACGCGCUGCUUGUUCACCCCACCAAUGCUCUGCAGAUCAUCACCGCGUCUGACGACGGCACGGUCAAGGUCUGGGACUGGGUCGAGGGCCGGCUGGUGCGGACCAUCGUUGCCGCCGAGAAGGGGCACGUCAAGCAAAUCUGCCUCGGCGAUCUCAAUGGAGUAUGGUGGAUCUACGCCAACCUCAGUACCGUCAAGUCCAAGUCGGGCAAGCGGUCUAACACUGACCCAACCAACCUGUCACACAAGGUUGUGCGGAUCCCUCUCGCAGGUCAGGCCAAGGACGAGGAUCCGGCGUCGCUCGUUCACCAGUUCGGCAAGCUGCGGGCACCUCCAUCUGCCAUCUUCCUGUCUCCUCGCUCCAACUACCUCGUAGCUCUCGCCGGCACCAAGGCUUACGUCUACCGUUUGCCCAAGGACGAGGGGCUUGACGGAGUGUGGAAGCCCAAAUGCGUCAAGUUUGUUAGCGACGAGAUCUUCACGUGCGGCGCGUUCGCACCGGACCGGAGGUCAAGAUCGGGUGCUGAGCAGGAGGAGUGGUUCGCGACUGGCGACGCCAAGGGUGUGAUUCGACUGUGGCAUGGCAUCGGUGCAGCGUUCCGGCAGCUCGACGCGGGUGCUGGUCAGGCUCAGCAGAACGACAACGAGAAGCGCCUACCGACCACGUCGCUGCACUGGCAUGCACACGCGGUUGCAGCGAUUGCUUUCACCAGCGCAGGCGCGCAGAUCCUCUCGGUCGGUGAGGAGAGUGUGCUCGUACAGUGGCACCUUGCUUCCGGAAAGCGCGAGUACAUCCCGCGACUUGGUGGGCGGCCGAUCCUGAGCGUGGCUGUGCGGCCUGGUGCUCGCGGCGUCGAGGAGGAGUUCUGGAUGGGAUUCGCAGACGGAGCCAUGAUGCGCGUUGGCGCGGCCAGCGGUGCCGUCUCUGCUGUUGGGGCAAGCGUACGUCUGGACCCUCUGCGCCCGACAUCGAAGCGGGCCUAUCCCCUCGCUGUUCACCCUGCAAGCAAGGCUCUCGUGGUACCAUCUUCUCACCCGUCAACGCUCCAGUUCAUUGACCCCCUCGAGUCGCGCGUCCUCUUCGACCUCGAGGUCGCACCGUCGAACCGCGUGUCCCGGCGCGACGAGAAGCAGCUCGAGCCCGUGGCUGUGGAGAUGGUCGCAUUUAGUGCUGUGCUUGACGGGCGUUCCGAGUGGAUGGCGACUGUCGAGGGCCGACCAGCCGACGAGGCCGAAGGUGGUGGUCUCGUCAAGACGCUCAAGUUCUGGCGCUGGAACGGCGACCGCUACGUUAUCAGCACCCAGUACCCGCGCCCACAUGGAACCGAGGACCUCACGGCGCUUGCAUUCGGCGCGACCGGCUCCGAGCCGUUCGCCAUCACAACUGCGGUGGGCGGCACCGUCAAGCUCUGGCACGUGCGCCAGGCCAAGAAGAGCGAGCAGGGCAAGGCGUCGUCGAAGAAGCCGGUCGUUGCUGAACUGUACUGGUCGCUCCGUUCGACGUUUGGCUACCGCUCUCUACCUGUCCACGCAGCCGGGUUCUCGCCGGACGGCUCGCUCGUUGUGCUCGUCCAUGGUCAGGUCAUCACGCUCUGGGACGCCGCGACGAACGUCUUCGUCCGCGCUCUCGAGGCCCCCCUCGAUGCCCGCAAGCUCGCUUUCGCCGGCCCUGAGGGGCGGUAUAUCGUCGCAGCGGCUAGCACAGGCGUGGCGGUGUGGGACGUUCUUUCCUGCGAGCUGGUGGCCACUCUGCCAACACAGGCGGCGGACAUGCUCGUUGGACUGCACUCUGGCAUCCUCGCGGCUCGUGCGGUACCUCCUAAGGGCGCCGGCCAGGCGAAGACGGAGGUGACGAUCAUGGCUCCCAACGGAUCGGGAGCGCGGACCAUCACCCUCGCAGUCCUCAUCUCGGCCUUGGCAGACCUUCCCUCCACGGCUGUGCAUCUUGUCGGUAUCGCGCAAUCAGGCGAGAUCUACCGCUUCGGAGAGCUCCAAAAGGCCUCUGCGCCGACCAAGCGGACGAUCACAGCGGACGCGCCCAGACGCGCCACGAGUAUCUGGCAGGAGAUGUUUGGCCGUGGCGCGUUCCUCGACGAACUCGCACCGCCGCCCGAGAAGGAGGAGGGGGCCGUUACUGCACUGCAGCGCGCAGCGGCUGGCCGUCCCGAGGCCGUGUUCGAGGGCGCGAGCCACACCCUUCCGCCCAUGGGGAUGCUGUUCGACGCGUUCAUGGACGAGCUCCUUGCCCCGCGGGCCGAGGAGGCGGUGGAGGGAAUGGAGGUGGACGAGGAGGAGGCCAUCACCCUUGAAACGAGCGUGGCACCGGACGCCGUGCGGAGUGUCACGGACCGCGAGGUGGAGGAACUGGAGGUCUCCUUCUGCCAGUUGAAGAUGGGGGCAAAGCCCAAGCCCAAGCCCCUGCCCAAGGUCGGGAAGAAGCCCAACGGUCUGCCGAACGGGAACGCGCACCGUGCAGUAUCCACGCCAGUCAACAAGGCGAAGAGCAAGAGCAUGCCGACGACACCGGACACGCCCGAGCUGGUCGACGGCAAGCGGAGCAAGAAGCGCAAGGCACCCCGCCAUAGCGAGCUGUAG
Molecule: messenger RNA, 2940 nt
Organism: Cutaneotrichosporon cavernicola
Lineage: Eukaryota; Fungi; Basidiomycota; Tremellomycetes; Trichosporonales; Trichosporonaceae
Gene: NAN1
Exons: 5
Coding region: 1-2940 (979 amino acids)
Biological process (GO): positive regulation of rRNA processing; positive regulation of transcription by RNA polymerase I
Cellular component (GO): nucleolus
Molecular function (GO): RNA binding; protein binding
Source: RefSeq, a predicted model, not a curated record